Messenger RNA from Enterobius vermicularis (human pinworm), 504 nucleotides. NCBI's taxonomy places the organism in Eukaryota, Metazoa, Nematoda, Chromadorea, Rhabditida, Oxyuridae. The record is from the annotation of a GenBank genome assembly.
AUGAGGCUCUACUUGGUUGCUUUUUUAAUUGCUUUUCAAAUUGGUUUUAGUGUUUCCGAAAGUGUCCAUUGGCAAUGGCGUGAUCUGAAAUGUGAGACUAGAAAUGGUCGAGGUCCAGAUAAGUUGAGCCAAGAACCAGCUGAAUGUAACCUCUUUCUGCGUGAAAACGACGAACCUGGUUCACAGGAGAAAAGAAGAGCUGCACCUGGCAAUAAUGCUGGUUGUUUCGACGAAAACGUUAAUGGUACAGUACGGACCUAUUGUAAUCUUCUGUGUCCAAAAGCAGAUACAGUUUAUCUAAUCAGUCGUGAACCUAAAGUUCAUCGUUCCUGUUUUGUUUUCUACACACAUCGGUUGGAACGAAGAGGAGACGACUGGUAUUUAUGGCGCGAUAAGAAUUGCCGCCUCUCAGCAAUCAAUUUUAAAAUUCGUUGUGAAUUUCUAUUUCCACGAGCCAAAUUCCCAGAUGACGAAGAAGUGUUUAAAGCUUUUAAAAAAACAUAA